GGAGAGCGAACCCAGCUCCCAGGCCCGCCCCGCCCCCGCGGCAGACGCCCCGCCCCCCAGUGGCUUCGGGCGGAAAUGUUCCUCCGACCGCGCAUCGCCGGCCUCGCACUUCCGGCAGGAGGAUCGCGGCUGGGAGCGCCGGGCCGCGCCUCAGACCUGGGCCCUGGGAGCCCUGCCCGGUGACCAUGGAGAGGACUGGCUGGGUCCCCAGCCCCUCAGGUGAGGACGCGGCCUGGGCUCCACAGCCACCCGACAUGGAGUGAGGAGGACGCCUCCCACCGGGCGACGUGCUUGUUGCGAGUUCUUGUUGGAGGUCCUGGCUUGGGCCCAGCGGCUCUCCCUGCGGUCCGCCUUCAGGAGAGGUGCUGCCCCCGCCCACCCCCGCGGGCAGCCUCUGCUCCUGCAGAUGGGGAGGUGGGCCCUCGACGUGGCCUUUGUGUGGAGGGCAGUGCUGACCCUGGGGCUGGUCCUCCUCUACUACUGCUUCUCCAUCGGCAUCACCUUCUACAACAAAUGGCUGACCAAGAGCUUCCACUUCCCCCUCUUCAUGACGAUGCUGCACCUGGCCGUGAUCUUCCUGUUCUCCGCCCUGUCCCGGGCGCUGGUCCAGUGCUCCAGCCACCGGGCCCGCGUGGUGCUGAGCUGGACCGACUACCUCAGAAGAGUGGCUCCGACAGCGCUGGCCACGGCACUCGACGUGGGCCUGUCCAACUGGAGCUUCCUCUACAUCACCGUCUCACUAUACACCAUGACCAAAUCCUCAGCCGUCCUCUUCAUCUUGAUCUUCUCGCUGAUCUUCAAGCUGGAGGAGCUGGUGAGGCCCCAGCACCCCCUUAGUCCCUCCUACCCCCUCGGGUGCGGGCGGCGCUGGUCCUGGUGGUCCUCCUCAUCGCCGGGGGCCUCUUCAUGUUCACCUACAAGUCCACACAGUUCAACAUGGAGGGCUUCGCCUUGGUGCUGGGUGCCUCGUUCAUCGGCGGCAUUCGCUGGACCCUCACGCAGAUCCUCCUGCAGAAGGCGGAUCUUGGGCUCCAGAACCCCAUCGACACCAUGUUCCACCUGCAGCCACUCAUGUUUCUCGGGCUCUUUCCUCUCUUUGCCGUGUUUGAAGGACACGGGGCUGCUCCUGCGGGUGCUCGGGAGCCUCUUCCUUGGCGGGAUUCUUGCCUUUGGCUUGGGUUUCUCCGAGUUCCUCCUGGUCUCCAGAACCUCCAGCCUUACUCUCUCCAUUGCCGGCAUUUUUAAGGUGAUGGCGACCCUAAGCCCUCGAAGGGGCUGGGCUCCAACCCAGACCUGGAGCUGCUGCUGCGGAGCAGCCAGCCAGAGGAAGGGGAGAACGAGGCGGCGGAGGAGGACUUGGUGGCCCAGGGAUAGCAGCAACCGGCCAGGGGAGCAGCUUGGAAGCAGGCCGCUCCCAGCCUUCAUCCUGACGGCAGCUCAGGGACCAGGUGGCCUCUCGCAGCAGCUGGGAGCCGUGGGCCCGCAGUGUCCAGGCUGCGCCUCGGGGAGCACGGGACCCGUGAAGAGCUGGUCAAACGGGAGCACCAGGCAGAACAGGCCCCACGCUGUGCCGGAGUCACAGCCGAGGAGCGGAGGUCUGUGCUCAGCUGCUUGCCAGGCUCCGGCUGCCAAGAUCAUGAUUUCAGAGGUGUCACGGCUGUCUCAGGGGCCUGGGCCUGGGCUGCAGAGCAGCUGGGGGGAGAUGGAGAGCUGGGGGCUUCUCACUCAGACAGCUCUUAGCUCAGAGAGCCGGUCUAUUUAUAGUUCGGAAAUAAAGGGUUUACAGUCCACUGGUCACUUCAUGUUGCCUGGACGCGUGGGGGCAGGGAGGGGCAGUCGGCCUGGCUCCUGCUUUCUCUGCCUGGGGCCUCGCAGGUGACUGGCCAGACUCCAGGCCUUCCCGUCAAGUGUCCUCCUGCUUGAGCCCAGCACCCUCUCGGGGCCCGAGCACACCUGCAGGCAGGAGAGGGAAUGUGUGCUGAGCAC
Pipistrellus kuhlii (Kuhl's pipistrelle) is the source of this 1986-nucleotide messenger RNA. RefSeq names its product solute carrier family 35 member C2 (gene SLC35H1). Bases 407 to 1879 code for a protein of 490 amino acids. The transcript is spliced from 9 exons. The record is from RefSeq and is a predicted model, not a curated record. Lineage: Eukaryota; Metazoa; Chordata; Mammalia; Chiroptera; Vespertilionidae. Gene Ontology annotation, biological process: UDP-glucose transmembrane transport. Gene Ontology annotation, molecular function: antiporter activity. Gene Ontology annotation, cellular component: Golgi apparatus; endoplasmic reticulum-Golgi intermediate compartment; cis-Golgi network.